CAGUACUGCAGGAGGCAGGACCAGGCACUAUAUAAAAGUUCCUAUUCUGCUGAGCCCUGCAAUCCACAUCCUUUGUUGAGUCUUGCUGAAGACAGGUCCUGCUAUCCACCCUAGGAUGUCAUUUAAUGAACAACAGUGCAAGCAGCCAUGUGUGCCUCCUCCAUGUCUUCAAAAGACCCAAGAGCAAUGCCAGGCAAAGGCUGAGGAGGUAUGCCUCCCUUCAUGCCAGGAUCCCUGCCAAGAGAAGUGCCCAGUGCAAGUUCAGGAGGUGUGUCUUCCUCAGUGCCAGGAGUUAAACCAAGAGAGCUGCCCACAGCAAGUCCAAGACCAAUUCCCACCUCAGUGUAUAGAGCCAUACCAGGAGCUAUCUCAGACAAAAUGUGUGGAAGUUUGUCCACAGAAAGUUCAAGAAAAGUGCUUAUCCCUCAACAAGGGAAAGUAGGGUCUCAUAAUGCCAUCUUGAGUCAAGAAGAUGCCCAACAGAUGAAAACCAAAUCCAAGCCCAUGCAAUGGUAGCCUCCACCUGUGGUUACCUCUCUGUGCACUUUCUUCUUGCUGCCUGGCUUCUUCAGUAUUCCAGGACUGGGUCUGUUGUCUCUGAAGACAUUUUUUCUCUGCAUUUCAUCAAUCUCUGUGAAUAAGUAUUGUUUUCAGCAGUCUAGUGGAAAGUAGAAACUGUAGGAAGAGUGCUGUUGUAAGGGAAGACCAUAGAAACAUCAUUCAGCUUCCAUGGGGCAUGAACUCACCCAGCCCUGAGUGUGUAACAGCCAAGAAUCAUGCUUCCAUACAUCAUUCAGAGCAUCAGCCUCUACUCGAGCCUCAAAACAAGUUGACUUUUGAUGGACUUUGCACUGAUUACCACCACCACCACCAUGAAUACUGAGAAGAGGUUGGUGGUGUUAUAGAAAUAAAAACUUGGGUCACUUUGUCUAUGCAUCCUAAAAAGGAAAUGCAAAUGAUUGGACAUUGGAAUGUUAGUUGUGCUUUUAAAAAUGAAACAAAAGCAUAUAAUGAUUUAAUCCAAACAGCCAAUAAGGACAGAUGAGAUGGGGUGUCUGGGGUCCUGAUUGAUCUUGUGCUUGAUGGCUGGUUUGCUUUGGGCCCUAUAAUUUCAUAUUACAUGCUUUAGAGAUGUGAUUUGUGUCUGUGUGGUGCAAUCUGGGCUGUUCUCCAGCUUCAUUGUUUUCUUCCCCCUGGUGAAGGUAAAAUAUUAAAUAAAACUGAUCCCAAGGCUGAA
This is a messenger RNA of Nyctereutes procyonoides (raccoon dog), 1237 nucleotides long. Its product is annotated as proline-rich protein 9-like. Bases 116 to 442 code for a protein of 108 amino acids. Lineage: Eukaryota; Metazoa; Chordata; Mammalia; Carnivora; Canidae. The record is from RefSeq and is a predicted model, not a curated record. The transcript is spliced from 2 exons.